Molecule: messenger RNA, 924 nt
Organism: Onychomys torridus (southern grasshopper mouse)
Lineage: Eukaryota; Metazoa; Chordata; Mammalia; Rodentia; Cricetidae
Gene: Tyms
Product: thymidylate synthetase
Exons: 7
Coding region: 1-924 (307 amino acids)
Biological process (GO): dTMP biosynthetic process
Cellular component (GO): mitochondrion; cytosol
Molecular function (GO): thymidylate synthase activity
Source: RefSeq, a predicted model, not a curated record
AUGCCGGUUGCGGGCUCCGUGAUGCAGUCCGCCGCUCCGCAGCAGGGCGCGGAGGCACCGCCGCACGGGGAGCUGCAGUACCUGAAGCAGGUGGAGCACAUUAUGCGCUGCGGUUUCAAGAAGGAGGACCGCACGGGCACUGGAACCUUGUCGGUGUUCGGCAUGCAGGCGCGAUACAGCCUGAGAGAUGAAUUUCCUCUGCUCACAACCAAACGAGUGUUCUGGAAGGGUGUUUUGGAGGAGCUGCUGUGGUUUAUCAAGGGAUCCACAAAUGCUAAAGAACUGUCCUCCAAGGGAGUAAGAAUCUGGGAUGCCAAUGGGUCCCGAGAUUUUCUGGACAGCCUGGGGUUCUCUGCACGGCAGGAAGGGGACCUGGGCCCCGUUUAUGGUUUCCAGUGGAGACAUUUUGGAGCAGACUACAAAGAUAUGGAUUCAGAUUACUCGGGUCAAGGAGUUGACCAGCUGCAAAAAGUGAUCGACACCAUCAAAACCAACCCUGAUGACAGAAGAAUCAUCAUGUGUGCCUGGAACCCAAAAGAUCUUCCCCUGAUGGCACUGCCUCCCUGCCAUGCCCUCUGUCAAUUCUAUGUGGUGAAUGGGGAGCUGUCUUGCCAGCUUUACCAGAGGUCAGGAGAUAUGGGCCUGGGUGUGCCCUUCAACAUUGCCAGCUAUGCCCUGCUCACCUACAUGAUUGCACACAUCACGGGCCUGAAGCCAGGCGAUUUUGUCCAUACUUUGGGAGAUGCACAUAUUUACCUGAAUCAUAUUGAGCCACUGAAAAUUCAGCUUCAGCGAGAGCCAAGACCUUUCCCAAAGCUCAAAAUCCUUCGAAAAGUUGAGACAAUUGAUGAUUUCAAAGUUGAAGACUUUCAGAUUGAAGGUUAUAAUCCACAUCCAACGAUCAAAAUGGAAAUGGCUGUUUAG